This is a messenger RNA of Diaporthe citri, 225 nucleotides long. RefSeq lists its product as uncharacterized. The record is from RefSeq and is a predicted model, not a curated record. The transcript is spliced from 2 exons. The coding region runs from base 1 to 225 and encodes 74 amino acids. Lineage: Eukaryota; Fungi; Ascomycota; Sordariomycetes; Diaporthales; Diaporthaceae.
AUGGUGUUCUUGCCAGAGCUGAGGGACCGGACAUUUGAGGAAAUCGACGAGAUGUUUCUCGCACGACUACCGGCCAGCAAAUUCCGAACGUAUGGCCGUACUGGUAUUGGCAUUACCCCUGACGUCCAGAACGAGGUUGAACACAUUCGCCACAUUGUCGUUGUCAACGAAGACAAGGAAAAGGCCAGAGUCCCUCCUUCGAACUCAGUCGCUACUCCGAACUAG